CCAGGGCCCUCGAUGAGGAGCUGGGGAGAGGCCUGGGUCGCGCUCGGGGUGGGGGUGGGGAGAAAGGGGGACAAAAGGUGAAGGAAGCCCGCUGCCCCCCUAGGAGGACCCUUCGGAGCCUCGGGGUGGGGAGCAAGAGCAGAGAGUGGGUUCUGCUGAGGAAAGGGGUGUUCAGGCUUCACCUGGGAUCGUGUUAGAGGCCUCGGCCGUUCUUUCUAAGGGAAAAGAGGCCGUUGUUUCCCCGAAGGCGUGAUGACAGGUCCGGGGAGUGGGAGCAGGGGCCAAGGAAGAAGAGCUCCAAGGGAAAGUGAGCAGGCCCCUACCUUUCCCUACGUGAGGGGGCGGUAGGAAGACACCUCAGCCUCCAGAGGAGGUACUGAGAAGGGACCAGAUCUGUGAGGGAAUAAAAGAGGUUGGAGUACCUCCUGAUAUUAUAGGUAGAGAGCAAGGUAAUAUCGUAUGUUGGGGAGUGGGGAAAAUCUUGUUUUUGAGGACCGGGGAGAAGAUCUUGAUGGGGAGAAUACCCCAGUUUUCUAAAUAACAGGGGAAUUGACCUGGUGUCCCCUAAUUGAGAGGAAGGAGAGGUGAGGGUGGACUCUAACUUGGGAGUCCUCGAGUGUGAUCCACUCAGACUAAGGCAAGUCUUGACCUGGGGAAUCAAGGGAACGCUUGGCCAUCCAAAGAGCAGGAGGAGGCCUGCAUUCUCCUCUUAAGAUGAGAGAAGUUCAGAAACACUUCCUAAGGAACAGAAAGGGGCCUUGACGGGUGUUUGUUUAGAAGAACCAAAAAAUGAGAUUUUCUUCCUUAACCUGGAGGAUUAAGGAAAAGGAGGAUCAGAUAAUUCUAGUCUCACAGAAGAAUUGUUUUCUCUCUCCUUGCCUCUGCUAAUGGUUUCAAAAGUGCUUUUAGGAGACUAUUUCAUUAAAUGUUUGGACUGACUCCCCUGAUUUGUCAGCCUUUUAUCAAUUAUGUGUAUUUAAUGUCUACUGACGACACAUUUUUUCAUUAGUUGUUAGUCAACCAUUUGUUCAUAAUUACUUCAACACACACUGAAUAGGUAACUUGUACUCAACUUCAUUUGGUUAGUUUGGGCUGUAUUUUGGUCUUGUCCUAAGCAAAAUUCUCCUCAACUGUAGUAGGGUGACCCUUCACAAAACUCUUUUAUAUACAGUUGCUUCCCUAAACACCUACGUAGUAGUCAAUAUGCGACUUAUACCAACAUUCACUUCCUCUGGCUCUUUCACAGUGGUCCUGUGUAGUCAUCUUGUUGACUUCCUUACAUCUGGUAGCACCCUAGAUUACCUACUAAAUACAUGAGAAGAAACAAAGAAGGAAAAAAAAAAUCAAGGAGUUUUGGCCUUAAGUAGUAAUGAAGUUUUAAUUCACGGUCUACAAAAAUUACAGUGAAGUGUGGAAUAAAUACAUUUUGGGGUUAGAAAAUUUCAGGAUGUCUGGUAUUCCUGUCAUUCUUUUUCAUCUAUCAACUCUGAUGUUCCUAUGAUUAUGUGACAUUUGUGUGUACAUCUUGCCAUGUUUUAAAAAGUUUUCGGGGAGUGCCCGUCGUGGUGCAGCUGAAACGAAUCUGACUAGGAACCACAAGGUUGUGGGUUCGAUCUCUGGCUUCGCUCAGUGGGUUAAGGAUCCACCGUUGCCAUGAGCUGUGGUGUAGGUUGCAGAUGCGUCUUGGAUCUGGCGUUGCUGUGUUCUCUGAUUAGACCCCUAGCCUGGGAAUCUCCAUAUGAGAUGGGUGUGGCCCUAAAAAGACAAAAAAAAUUUUUUUUCAGGACACAAUGAAUUUAAUCCAGAUAUAUAAUUUCUUUAGUUUUUUGAUAGUUUAGGUGAGUAGUCAUAAUGCUUACUUUCAAGGUGUCUUUGCAAAUAACUGCAAAUAAUUCUUCCUUUUCACACAGGUUUGACAUAUUUCCUUUACAUGUGUCCGUCCUCCUAGAAUUACAGAGUAUUGUGUGAUUUCACAAUGAAUACUCUAAGGCCCCUUCCAUGAAAUACCCAAAGGAGCAACUCACUCAUCUUGCCCUUAGGAAUUUUUGUUACUAUAAACGAGAGCUACUUUUCAGUUUACAUUCAACUCAAAGAGAUGACCUUGCAAUUAGCCCGUGUAGUUUGUAGAGCUGGUUUCGGUUACUUGCUAGGAAUAUGGUAUUUAGGUUAAUAAGAGAUAUUCAGCCCUGGAGUUCCCUUCAUGGCUUAGCGGUUAACAAACCCAACUAGGAUCCAUGAAGAUACAGGUUCAAUCCCUGGCCUCGAUCAGUGGGUUGAGGAUCCUGCGUUGCUGUGAGCUGUGGUAUAAGUCGCAGACUCGGCUCGGAUCCUGUGUUGCUGUGGUUGUGGCAUAGGCCAGCAGCUGUAGCUUGGGAACUUGCAUAUGCUGCAGGUGUGGCCCUAAAAAGCAAAAAAAAAAAAAAAAAAAAAAAAUUCAACCCAGACUUGCUUCUCUAAAGAAUGUAAGAAUUGCCAUGUUGGAUCAGACCUGUGUCUUACUGACACUGGGAAACAUAUUGUGGAUGAUGAUAAUUAUCGUCUCUGAUAAACUCAGAAGAUUAGAGAAACAGCCAUAAAUUUCCUCUUGAGCUCCAAAGUGUGAGAGGGGUAAGGAGUAAAAUACAAGUUCCUAUUGAGGAAAAUGUUAAUCAGGAAGUUAGUCAACCACUUAUUCAGGGUAUUGUUGAGAGGACUCAACGUUAGGGUAGAAGGUUGAAACUAGAAGCAUCCUUCUAAUUCUGCUUCUCUAACCCAUUAAUUUACCUAUGUCAUUACUUUUUUAACAUUUAAACCACUUUUUUUGAAUUGAAUUCCCUACAGUUGUUACAUGCUAAAGUAUUACAUCUUUUAAAGUCAUUAAAUAUAUAACAGAAUAAUGCUUAACAACAAACAAGUGUCUGACAAAUGUUAGCUGUGUAUUUCAGUUCACCCUACAUUUUAAUGGUUCAAACUUUGAAGAUUUCUCUUAGUUCAAUUAUUCUACAAUUUGAUGGCAUUUUAUUCUUUAUCGUAUUCCUUUUGGCUUUUUCUAGACUCAGGGGUCCUAAUCAUUUAGGUUUUAUUGCUGGCAGCAAGCCAAACCAGUCUGUUGAUUCUUUUUUUCCUCCUAGUUUUAAACGUUUAAUUUAUAGAAGUUCACAUUGUAUGUUGAAAUAUCUUGCAGUUCCUUUUUUCCCUUCUGCUCUGUGACACUGUCACAUAUCUGUUUCCCUUCUGAAGUUCCUUAAGAACAGAUUAUCCAUUUUCAUUUCCAAGGAGCCUAAAUCUGUGUUGGAUGUAGAGUAGAGACUCAGUAAAUAUUUGAACUGGCUAUAAUGAUGCGUAAUAAGCAAGGCAGCUUAGCCUGAGCUUUUUAACAAAUUUAUAUCCCCUAAGUUUCUAAGGUAGAAAAUUCUAGAAGUCUUUUAGGGUAAAGUGAGUCACUCAUUGUACAAAAAUUUUUUACACACCUUCCAUGUGCUAGGUUUCCUUAGAAAGUUUUGUUGAUGGAAGUUGGAUAGUUGAAAACUCUUACACUCUGUGUCCUGGGCACUGAGCUAGCACAGGGGAGCCCAUUGAAAAAGAAAAGUUACGCUUGCUCUCCCAGGAUGUAGUCUGGCAGAGGAGGCUGACAUAGUGGGAUGAUGGUUGUGACAGGGGUACUACAGGCGUUGAAGGAGCAAGAACACCCUCUUGCUCCUUCAAUCCAGUUAAGGGGAGUUCCCGUCGCGGUGCAGUGGAAACAGAUCUGACUAGGAACCAUGAGAUUUCGGAUUCGAUCCAUGGCCUUGUUCAGCGAGUUAAGGAUCUGGCCUUGCCAUGAGCUGUGGUGUAGGUUGCAGAGACGAAGCUUGGAUCCUGUGGCUGUGGCAUAGGCCGGCGUCUGUAGCUCCGAUUGGACCCCCUAGCUUGGGAACCUCCACAUGCUUGGGUGUGGCCCUAAAAAGCAAAAAAAAAAAAAAUCCAGUUAAGGAAGUUUCAGACGGCCUCUCUGAGGAAGUGAUGUUUCAAAUAAGUCUCAAAAGUUCAGCAGUGACUAGCCAAAGAGGAAGGAAAAGAGAAUUCCAGGUAGAGCAAACAAGUAUGAAGGCUCAGGCCAGGAAAUAUGGGAUGUUUGAGAAGUUGGAAAAAAUUCAAUGGCAGGAGCCCACGAUGUGAGAGGAAAAACUGUGAGAAAUGAGGCUAGUAGAGUGGACGAGGGACAGAUUUGGGGCGGCGGGUUUGUAGCCAUGUCAGGGUGUUUGCACAUUAAUAGCAGCAAAGAGAAUGCACUGAAGGAUUUUUAAGUGGGGAAAUGACCUUUAGUAAGAUCACUUUGUCUGCUCUGUAGAUAAUGUGUUGGAGAUCAAGACCAGAGAUUAGGGUACUGAUGAGAAACAGCUGGAAAAAUCCAGGUACUAGUGUGGUAGCUCAGAAUGUGGUGGCAGCACAGAUGGAGAAGGGAGAUGGUUAAAAGAGAUAUAUAGGUGAUAGAAUGAAUAGGACUUGGUGGUUGGUUGGAUUUAGAAAGAGGAGUCAAAAAUAACUCCUUAGUUUCUGGCUUGAGAAAAUGGGUGGAGGGAAGCACCAUUUAUUGAGGCAGGAAACAUAGGAGCAGGUUUGAGAGGGAACAUGCUUUCAAUUUGGGAUAUAGGAGGUGUUUAAUCCAGGAAAAAAAGUUUGAAUGUGAGACUCAUAAAGGGCAGAAGUCUAAGUCAGAUAAGAGGAAUUUAGGUCAAACACAAAAAUUGAACCAACAGAUGUCAGUGAGGAGCAAGGCUGUGGGAGACAAGGUUUUUAGAUAAGCAGCACCUGUCCUCACAGAGCAUACAGUGCAGUAAUGGAGGUAGAUGUCUGUUUGGUCAACUCAGUGCAAGGCACAGUGUGAUCAACACUAGAGGAGAAGCUGCAAGCCAAGUACUGGAGGACCGCAGAAAAGAAAAUAGUUUGGCAGUGGCUUUGUGGAGGAGUGAACUUUGAACUGGGCCUUGAAAGGAGAAGGAGAGGAGGGAGAAGGGAGUUUGGGGUUUAUGGAAUAUCAAAAGUAUAGAAACCUGAAAGUAUGUAUUAUAUAUUCAGAAUUCAGUGGGAAUUGGUGUGGCUGGGUCUUAAGAUUCUUAGUAUAUUAUAAUUGCAGAUCAAACUGGGAAAGUUUGGCCCCCAAAUUAGACUUUUUUUUCUUUUUUUUGCAAUGUCGGAUCCUUAACCUACUGAGCAAGGCCAGGGAUGGAACCUGCAUCUUCAUGGAUACUAGUUGGGUUUGUUUCCUGCUGAGCCACAGCAGGAACUCCGAGGGAGACUUUGAGUGCUAUGUUUAAGUGUGUGCCUUAUAGGUGAACAAUUGCUAUGGCAGAGCCAAAAUGUGGAUUCGGUUGUCUAAGUACCAGUUACAUAUUCAGACUUGCAUCCAUUGUGUGUCUAUGCACAGUUUGGCAAAGUCCUAACAUAUUCCGUCAUCACAUAUCUAAGUAGAUACAGUGCUCUCACCUAUAUUCUCAUAAGUGACUCUGACUCUCUCUGAUCAAAUGUGAAGACUGACACCUGCAGAACAACUUGGGCCCUUCUGAGUUUUUAUUAAGAUUGAAAUAAUUCGGAGUUCCUGCUGUGGAGCAGUGGGUUAAGAAUCUGAGUACAGUGACUCUUGGUCGUUGUGGAGGUGCAGGUUUGAUCCCUGGCCCAGCACAGUGGGUUAAAGUAUCUGAUGGUGUUGCCGCAACUGUGGUUUAGGUCCCUGACUUGGGAAUGUCUUGGGUGUGGCCAUAUUUUUAAAAAAUCAAGAUUAUUCUUUGAGUUACUUUAGAGUCAAGGAGUUUGUGGUUCCCCAGCAGCUCUCCAAAGGAGAUGUUAGGAAAGAUCAUAUCUCCAUUCAGUCUAAGACAAAGGGAUAUUAAGACAUUCCUGGAGGUCACACAAUUGGAUUCAGUUAUUAAACAACCACACAAUGCAAAUCAUCUUUCUCUUCCCAUACAACUUAGUUUAGUCGGCGGAUACUUAUUAAGUACGUCACUCACAAAGGACAGAGCACUUGAUAGAGUGUAAGGGCUAGUUCCAAAAAAAGUAAUGAUUCUCACUUUCUAGGAGCUUGCUGUUUGGGAUGGAACUAGUGGUGUGCUGUAAACUAGCUCUCUAGAAGAAAAAAAUACUCUGAUUGGUAGUGCUUGCCAGUUUCUGUGGUGUGUAUACUCACAGCAUCACUGAUUUCAAGCUACCAACUUGAUGUCACUAAACUCGGAGUUGGGAAGAGGUGUGCACAGUUGUUUCUUAGGAGCUGGUAAGAGCUGGCUCUGGCACACCACUGGGUGAAUCACACUAAGAAAACCUACAGUAGGAAGUGAGUGCUAAGGCAUUUCUGGAAAGAUCAGAGUCUACGUCAACACCUUUUCCCUCUCACAGUUCCCUUCUUUUCAGAGGACCGUGGUCUCCAGGGUGCCUCUGGAAUUAAUAGUUAUUAUCUUGGUGUUCCUUUCCUGUGGUUGCCGUGUUUUCAAACCAGACAAAGUUACUGGUACUUCUUGUUUCUGACAGCAGCCCCAACUAUCUGACUUCAUGUGAAAGAUGGCUAAUGCGGAAGUGAGCGUCCCAGUGGGGGAUGUGGUUGUGGUACCCACCGAAGGAAAUGAAGGGGAGAACCCCGAAGACACUAAAACCCAAGUAAUCUUGCAGUUACAGCCUGUGCAACAAGGUUUGUUUAUCGAUGGACACUUUUACAACAGGAUUUAUGAAGCUGGGUCCGAGAACAACACAGCAGUUGUGGCAGUAGAAACUCACACGAUACACAAAAUUGAAGAAGGGAUUGAUGCAAGCACUAUAGAAGCAAAUGAGGACAUGGAAAUUGCUUACCCUAUAACUUGUGGUGAGAGCAAAGCCAUUCUCCUUUGGAAGAAGUUUGUAUGUCCAGGAAUAAAUGUAAAAUGUGUCAAGUUCAAUGAUCAGUUGAUCAGCCCCAAGCAUUUUGUUCAUCUGGCUGGCAAAUCCACCCUGAAGGACUGGAAGAGAGCUAUUCGUCUGGGUGGAAUCAUGCUCAGGAAAAUGAUGGACUCCGGACAGAUUGAUUUUUACCAACAUGACAAGGUUUGCUCCAAUACCUGCAGAAGCACCAAAUUUGAUCUUCUGAUCAGCAGUGCAAGAGCCCCAGUGCCAGGACAGCAGACAAGUGUGGUGCAGACACCCACUUCGGCCGAUGGUAGCAUCACACAGAUUGCUAUCUCAGAAGAGAGCAUGGAAGAGGCUGGGCUGGAAUGGAACUCUGCUCUCACUGCUGCUGUCACCAUGGCCACAGAGGAAGGCGUGAAGAAAGACUCCGAGGAAAUUUCAGAGGACACUUUGAUGUUCUGGAAAGGAAUUGCUGACGUAGGACUGAUGGAAGAGGUUGUCUGCAAUAUACAGAAGGAAAUAGAGGAGCUACUCAGGGGAGUUCAGCAGCGGCUUAUCCAGGCUCCCUUCCAGGUCACAGAUGCUGCUGUUCUCAACAAUGUAGCACAUACAUUUGGCCUAAUGGACACGGUCAAGAAGGUUUUAGACAACAGAAGGAACCAAGUAGAGCAGGGAGAAGAGCAGUUUCUCUAUACUCUGACAGACUUGGAACGCCAGUUGGAAGAGCAGAAGAAGCAAGCUCAGGAUCACAGGCUGAAAUCCCAGACAGUUCAAAAUGUGGUACUGAUGCCUGUGAGCACUCCUAAGCCUCCAAAAAGGCCCCGGCUCCAGCGGCCAGCCUCCACCACCGUCCUGAGCCCUUCUCCUCCUGUGCAGCAGCCUCAAUUCACAGUCAUCUCACCCAUUACCAUUACCCCAGUGGGUCAGUCAUUUUCCAUGAGCAAUAUUCCAGUGGCCACCCUCAGCCAGGGCUCCAGUCCUGUGACUGUCCACACACUGCCUUCUGGUCCUCAGCUCUUCCGUUAUGCCACAGUGGUCUCCUCUGCCAAGAGCAGCUCACCAGACACAGUGACCAUCCACCCUUCAUCUAGCUUGGCGCUGCUGAGCUCCACCGCCAUGCAGGAUGGGAGUACCCUGGGCAACAUGACCACCAUGGUGAGCCCUGUGGAGCUGGUGGCCAUGGAGUCGGGCCUGACCUCGGCAAUCCAGGCUGUUGAAAGCACCUCAGAGGAUGGGCAGACCAUCAUUGAGAUUGACCCAGCCCCAGACCCAGAGGCUGAGGACACUGAGGGCAAAGCAGUCAUUUUGGAGACAGAGUUGAGGACUGAGGAGAAAGUUGUGGCUGAGAUGGAAGAACACCAGCAUCAAGUCCACAAUGUGGAGAUUGUGGUCUUAGAGGAUUAACUGGGGAUUUUGGGGCCAGGAGAUGUUUUGGUUUGGAAUUUUAAUUAUUUGUUUAUUUUUAUCAUUGUCCCACUCAUUUCCACGUAGGAUCCUUUUUUAAAAAACAAAAUCUUGUUGUUUAACUAAACAUGUUGGGUCCCUUCCACCUCCUCAUCGAGAAUGGACAAAAAUAAGCUGCCCUUCUGGAAGUUGAGAGUAGGUCACUCAGUGUCCCAAUCCUCUUAUACCAAGAGAGUGAUUUCUUUCAGGAGAGGCAUCAAGAUAACUAGUAAUCCCAUCCAGAAAGCCUUCCCAGGCUAGUCUGUCUGUGUAUGCAUGUGGUUUUAUUCUCAUAAAGAUGCAUUAACCAAACUCUGGAAUACAGAUCUGACACUGAAAAGCAACCCACUUACAUGUGGAUGCAGAAGGAUACUUUAUUUUGUAUCCUGGAAAGGGCCCUCAAAGGCCAAAGCAAAACUCUGAAACAAAAGUAAGUUGAAUUCUGCUUGCUGGGGAAGGUAGCAUACCAGCAGCAGCUUGAAAAGGGAAUUACUUUGGCCAGGAUGGGACAAGGAAAUUAUCUUAUUUCCAGAAGUGUAACUCAUGUCUCUUGAUAACUCUGAGGGUUACCACAAUGGGGCCAUUUUGAGGCAAGUCCAAUGAUAAGCGGAAGGGUACAUUGCCAUGGAGCAAGUGGCAUCAGGGCCCUGUGGCUUGGCAGAAAUAGAAAUCCAGAGAUGUCACGCUCUGCUUUUGGAUUCAGGCUCACCUUGCCCCCAACUUUGUCAAAGCACUUAGCCUCCUAAACUAGGAUCAGUCCAUUCAUUUGCAAACUGUGUAAUGUGGUAUAAACUGCUCUAGCUCUUGGACUGUGACUAUCCUGGGGUGGGGCUCCAAGGCCAUCAUUUUUAUUGCAUGACUUCAGGAGCAGAGGAGUUCUUUAUCCAGACCAGCUGCCCUUUUUGGUGGGGCCCUUUUUUGGCUUUGGAACCAAAAUCAGCCACUCAUUUGGUGCUUCCUCUUGUUCUUCCCUCCAUCCCUCAAUGGUUAAUGGCAUCUGUCUCCUGGAUCCUAUGCUCUUCAGCUUUUUGGCUGUUUCAGAGAAUGGUGACAGGUGCCUGCCUGCCUUCAUCCCCUUUUAGAUUCAUUUAUAUCAUUUAUACCACAGAUGUUUCUGUGAGAUAUGAGCUCAUUAAAAACUCUUAGGUUUGGCAGGGAAGACUCAACAUCCCAGCUUAUCCUGAGGUACCAAGUAGAUGUCUCCUCCUGAGUGAGCUGGACUCCCUGGGAAAGAAGCGUUGUCUGAAACAUUAUAUUAUAGGAAAUGUACCAGGAAAGUCAAUAAUAAUGUCUUUAGGGGUGGGGUUACUUUAUUUUCUUCCUCGUCUUCUUCUUUUUUUUUUUUUUUUAAUGUUUUUGUAUAUUUAGAGCUGGGCCCAUUUUCUGUGCUAUGAUUCCUUCUCUUUGACCAUCUUCAGUGUUUGGGGCAAGAAUGGACCCUGGUUUUUAUUUCUUUGAUUGCAUUGUUUAUUGCACUAGGAAAAAUAUAGAGAAACUACAAACAAUUUAAAAGAGAAAUAGGUCAUAAAAAGAAAGCACACACCUUAGGAGUGGGAGGGUUUUUUUUUUUUUAAUUAAAAACAAAACUUUGACCUGUAGUUUCCUUUUUUUUUUUUUUUAAAGAAAGACACCCUCCUAAAGCCAUGUUUCUUCCAACAAAUGUUGGGAACGUGUUAAGCAAGUGAAAACUGCUUAUAGCUAGAGGAGCCCUCUAACUUGGGAGGGUCAAUUUUAAAAGCCUUAAGGGUGAGAUUUCUGAACCCCAUUUAGUUGUGGUUUUCAGCUUUAAAAUUGUCUGGGGUUUUAUUUUUCUUUUCAAAAUAUUUAAUAGACAUAGCAGUCAGCCUAGAACAAACCUUUGGCCCAUUAUAUAGCUUUAGUGAGGGAAGUGGCUUUUAUUUCUUGCUUCUUUAGGUUUUUGUUGGUACAUAAGCAAAAACAAAAUUUCUGCCUAGGGCUAAAAGUGCUACUUGAACCUAGAAAGGCACGUCAUCCCUAUUGUGGUUUUUAGGGACACUUAUCUUUCCCAGAGACAAGAGGCUCAAUUCAGGACAGAGGAGGAGCUCUGCAGAAAACCUACACACACUUGAUCAGGUUCCUUCCUUUCUUCCAUCAGAGAUGUUAGUAGUAUUUUAAAGCAGUGUGAGCAUCAUGCUUCCAAAGUCAAGAGGUCGUCUCCUAAAGAAAGAGCCUGUUUACUUUCACUAUCUGAAUAUUCCAGCUGGUGGAAAUACAUGAGCUUUGUUGUGUUCCUGGUCUUCCAAUAGCCUGUCAUUAUUGUUAGCUGUUAUGCACCCGUUGUUGAGUGUGGGUUCCCUUAUAGCCCUAAUCUAGAUGAUCUCAGACAGGGUGAGACACAUGCAAGCCGCUGGUAUGUGCACAAGCAGUUGCAAUGAAUCAUUCCUCAGGCUGAGAUGGCAGUGGCCAUCUAUCUUUCUGUUCAUUCAUUAAAUAAACAUUUAUAAGUACCA
Messenger RNA from Sus scrofa (pig), 10745 nucleotides. It is a transcript of the gene GMEB1, whose product is annotated as glucocorticoid modulatory element binding protein 1. NCBI's taxonomy places the organism in Eukaryota, Metazoa, Chordata, Mammalia, Artiodactyla, Suidae. The record is from RefSeq and is a predicted model, not a curated record. Gene Ontology annotation, cellular component: nucleus. Gene Ontology annotation, biological process: regulation of transcription by RNA polymerase II. Gene Ontology annotation, molecular function: RNA polymerase II cis-regulatory region sequence-specific DNA binding.